GCCUUACUAAAAUCCAUGUAGAGCACAUUGUGUAAUUUUGAUGACCAGCACAGACACGAUGGGCCGAAGGGUACCUUUCCAUGCUGUAUAAACUCUGUGACUCUCUAGCUGCAUUAAUCUCAUCACUCCAACUUCUUAUUUCAUCAAUAAAUUCAAUCAAGUUAGUCAGACACUGUCUCUCGAUGUAGCAAUUCCAUGCUGCUAUCUUUGAUUACUUUGAGCCGAAGUAAUAGCUUAUUCUGUCUCUCAGAAAUGAAUCCAAUAAUUUUUCCUGUUGUUGAGGUUUGACUGACUGGCCUGUAAUUAUUCAGUUUAACCCUUGCUCUAUUUUUAAACAAAGUAACAACACCAGCUAUUCCCCAGUCCUGGUAGAGAGGCCUCUACAUGUACAUUAUUCUUUCCUUAGAUAUUCCCUUACACCUAAUUCAUCGAUAAUACACCUUUAGUUUCUCGAUUUUGCUUGCAGUAUUCUUUUGUGCCCUGCCUUUGGCUUUCCUAAUUUCCUUUUUUAUUUCACCCCUGUAUUCUCUCUGCUCCUCUCAGCUUUUUGCAAUUCACAUUUCUUAGUGUCUGACAUAAGCUUUUCUUUUCUGUUUUAUCUUACCCUGCAUACUCCUUGACAUCUGGGUGGAGGUCUAGAUUUGAUCAUUUCAGUCUUUUACGUUCUGGGACAUGUUUACUCUGAAUGCCUAAAUGUCCCUUUGAAUGCUACCUUCUGCUCGAACACUGAUUACCCUCAGUACCUGUUCCCGGUUCACUUUUGCUAAAUCACUCAUUAACUUAGUUAAAUUGGCCUUACCCCAAUUUAGAACUUUAACUUCUGCCCCGUUUUUCACCAUUUCCAUAAUUAUCAUAAAACUGAAUUAUGAUCAUUACGACCACAAAUGCUCCCAUUGUCACUGCUACCAGUUGCCCAGCUUCAUUUCCUAAAACUAAGAGAGGGUCGUGAGUCGAGAUGACAGUGACUGUUCUUGACAUUAAAACUGCAUUUGACCAAUUGUGGCUUCAAGGAACCUGAGCAAGACCGAAGUCAAUGGGAAUCGGAGGGAAACUUUGCAGUGUUCGGAGUCAUUACUGGCAAAAUGGAAGACAGUUGUCGUUGUUGGAGAUAUUCCUGAAUGAAUACAAUCAGGUUCCUUUCGAAGCUCUGAUCUACCUUACGGGAGAGUGUAACUAUGGUGGCCGUGUGACAGACGAUCAUGAUCGACGGCUCCUCCUCAGCCUCCUGGAGAACUUCUACUGUCAAAGUGUCAUCAGUGAUGAUUGCUACAAAUUCUCUGCCAGCGGCAUCUAUCUCAUCCCCAGGAGAAAUAGCUAUGAGAGUUAUUUGGAAUACAUAAAGCAAUUACCUCUCAAUGCAGAUCCAGAGGUCUUUGGGUUGCACGAAAAUGCAAAUAUCACGAAGGAACAGAAGGAGACACAGAGGCUUUUUGAUGGGAUCCUGAGCACACUGCCCCGAGAGGUCAGUGGAGGAGACAGAUCGUCAUCUGAGAUCGUGCAGGAACUGGCCACAGAUAUUCUAUCCAAAAUCCCAUCUGACUUUGUAAUGGAGGAUGUGAUGAAUAGAUACCCAACCAAGUACAGUGAAUCAAUGAACACAGUGCUGGUACAGGAACUGCUUCAUUUUAACCGUCUGAUAUCCAUUAUCAGAACCAGCCUGAGAGACAUCAAUAAAGCAAUUCAAGGUUUGAUUCUCAUGUCCAGCCAGCUUGAAGAUAUCUUCAACAGCAUGAUUGUAGGCAAAUGUCUUGAUGCAGCUCUGUUUGUGUAUGGUGGUCUGGUUUCUAUUGAAGUGAAGGAUUUAGUCCGUGUGUGUGGCCUUCCUGUAUACUUGGGUCCGGGAUUUGCCAUUAGUCAGUCUCUCUACCAUUACAUCUAA
Rhincodon typus (whale shark) is the source of this 1879-nucleotide messenger RNA. Its product is annotated as dynein axonemal heavy chain 3-like. Gene Ontology annotation, molecular function: minus-end-directed microtubule motor activity; dynein intermediate chain binding; dynein light intermediate chain binding. Gene Ontology annotation, biological process: microtubule-based movement. The transcript is spliced from 6 exons. The coding region runs from base 1034 to 1879 and encodes 281 amino acids. Lineage: Eukaryota; Metazoa; Chordata; Chondrichthyes; Orectolobiformes; Rhincodontidae. The record is from RefSeq and is a predicted model, not a curated record. Gene Ontology annotation, cellular component: dynein complex.